AUGGCACCCCCGGCGAUUCCAACGGUCACUCAGGGCGGCGGGAUGGCGGUAACUCCAGGAGACGCUCAAAAUGCGAUGCGGGUGUCAACCACCGGCGGAGAAUAUGAGCUUGAAGAAGAGGAAGAAGAGUAUAACUCCGAUGAGGAUACUGAUUUUGAUGCUAACGCGCCGGCUGCGGAUGACGAUGAGGACGAAGACAGGGAAGGGGGUGAAAUUAAUUGGGGGGCUGAUCGCGAUCGACCUAGCAAAAGGCGGAAACUAUCACCCGGUGCAGAUGAUGGUGAUCUCGUGAUGGAUGCCGGCUUUGAUUCGGGUGAUGAGAUCACUAUACGGGCCGGGAAGGAAAUGAUGGAGAAAGUGAGAAGGAGGAAAGAGAUAGAGAAGAAGACGGGGAAAAAGGGCAAGAGUAUAACAGAACGAGACAGUUAUGAAGAUGACGCGGAUGAGUUUGAGAUUGACGAUGAUGACAUGGGUGGAUUCGUGAGAACUAGGGGUAUGAAAAUGCGCAUGCAUGAAGAACAACGGCCCUUAGCGAGAGCUGAUGGUGCCACUGUGGACGUGGAUGCGCUGUGGGAACAAAUGAAAACAGUUGGGCCCAGCCCCAUCCCUCCAAAACCCAUCGGCCAAGAACCAAGCGGCGGGAUGACUUCAGAACGAGACAAACAGAAUGACAGAUCAACAACCAGAAAAUCUUUACGCCAAAUGUUAGACCAAGCACAUCCAUCGUCAAAGACGCCACAAAUUCCCCCUAGCGAAGAAACCGUAACUAUAAAACGAGUCUACAAAUUCGCUGGCGAGGUUGUAACAGAGAAUAAGACUGUUCCCAAAGAUUCUGCGGAGGCAAAACUUUACCUUUACGAAGAAAAUGCUAGGAAAAACAAACAGUCUAGAAGCUCCAAGGGAGCGGAGAAGGACAAUGACCCGUCUGAUGGUGGUAACAUUCCGCUUCGAAGACCGCUGCGUAAAUACUCCCGAUUCGACCCUAACACCCCUGACUUGGUCAAGAAGAGUUGGGAAAAGAACGUCGUUGCCCCCAAUGGUGCUGGCGUUGGGGGCGGUGAACAACCCAAGGGACCCAAACUGAAUACUGUCAUGAAAUCUCAGCUUGAUUGGGCCAAAUAUGUCGAUCGGACAGGCAUCAAAGAUGAACUUGACGUGCACAGCAAGGCUAAGGAGGGAUACCUAAGCCGGAUGGACUUCUUGAAUCGCGUGUAUGCGAAGAGAGAAGAGGAGCGGCGCAAUGCAAGGUUGAAGAAUUUAUGA
Paracoccidioides lutzii Pb01 is the source of this 1263-nucleotide messenger RNA. Its product is annotated as SWR1-complex protein. Bases 1 to 1263 code for a protein of 420 amino acids. The transcript is spliced from 2 exons. The record is from RefSeq and is a predicted model, not a curated record.